CGCGCUCCCAUUCGGCCACUUUCCCUUUCCGUAGACACCCGCACCUCCACCUCCAUCACCUGUGUACCUCCGUGCUUGGGUACAUACAUGCCUAUAUACCUAGGUAGAUAUAUGUAUAUAUAUAUCGUGGUUGCCGUCGUCCCCCUACAUGUCCUGCUCAAAACCCUUCCUUCAAUGGUCGUGCUCCCUAGAAAAUAUUCCCAGCCAUAACCCUGCAUUGAUCCCUGUGCUUCUGCAAUUGCCUGUGUACAGCGGUCUGUACGUGUGUAUACAUGGAAGCAAGCACGCAGACCGUAGUACCCAAGAAACGGCCGCAUACGACCUCCAAAAUGAUGGCAGCCAUGCAACCCUCACUUGGACCGCCAAUUCUUCUAUUUUUUUUCUUCUUUCCCCUCAUCGUACCAUGUCCUCGAAGUGGAUGUUGAUGACAGGACCAACGACGCGGAGGCCACGCGCUCUCAAAGGGGACUAGGGCGGAUUUGGAUGGAUGGAUGGUUGCUUGCAUGGGCGGAUUUGGCUUGCCAUUGAUUGAUUGAUUGAUUCAUCAUCCAAGACGACGUCGCAUCGUCUGUUCUGUUUUGUUCGCUUUGGACCGCCCGUUGCUCACCCUUUUUUUUGGUGUUGUCGUCCUUUUCUUCUUCUCAAUUCCAUCACCAUACCCUCGCUUUGAUUCCCGCUCCCGUAUCCAGCAAGUAAUGACACCGCAAUCUUCGCCCUCCCUUCUCACCAUCUUCCUUUCCUGGCCGUGAGCCGCCAGCCAGUCUUUGCCGGCAGUGUGUCAAAUGACGGCCCCAUGUCUGCUCCGUCCGCCUCUGCUUCCCGUGAGCCGUCACGCGGCCGAGCUCUCACCUCGUCCUCUUCGGCGCGCCCAAGUCUCUCGCCCGCCCCCGUAGCUACCAGCACCGUCACCAUCAGCAGCAAGUCGAGCCCUGACCGCGGCAUUGGCCUGGAGCGCAAGCCCUCGCAUUCAUAUGCACACAACCGAAACACCUCCAUCGUGGGCGGCAUCCGCCAGCACUCGCGCAACACGUCCUUUGUCAACUCCCCCGCAACCAGCCCGCUGAGCCCCAACCAAGGUCACUACGCCGGAGCCACUCUCGAUGGCAUCAUGUCCCAGGAGAGCAUAACGGACGCUUUUGCCGCCAAGGGCACGCACAUGGGUUCCCUGAGCGAGGUUCCUGCUGCCUCGCAGUCCCAUCGCAAGCCAGAACGCGCCCCGAGUGCACGCUCACGCAAGGGCGGCCACCAUUCGCAGACUCGCCAGCCGGCCAACGAGCUCAAGACCAUUGGGGAAUAUGCGCUGCAUCACCUUUUCAAUGCCUUCAUUCCCCAAGCCGACCAGAAAAUCGCUCAAUGCAUGGCCCACCACGACCAGCCCGAAGCCAGGGUCGAGCUCGUGUGCGGUCCUGGUGUUGAUCCCAAGUUUGAUCAGCUCAUAUCAUCUCUAGGUCACAUCGCCCACAGGAAGCCGAAGCCUCUGAUCGAUACCAUUAUGCUAUGGCGUAAGGCCAAAAGCGAAGAUGCUUCUCAGCUGCGGACGAAGCUUGCCAUGGCACAAAAAUCCCCUCAGCAACCACCCCAGCAACCUCCUUCUUUGCUUCCCCGCCGCAAUACCGAACCCGUACAUACCGCAGACAGCCAUGCCGCUACCAACGUCGCAACAGAUCCCGAGCAAUUGCAUGCCCUCCAGCAGACCGUGACACAAGCCGAACACCGCUCCACUGUUUCCACGUACAUCCUGUGUCGCGUCCUGAUUGAAAUCAUUUCUCAGACGGAGCUCAAACAUUUAACUGGAGACAUGGCCGAGCGCCUGCUCAGUCUAUUCUACGGUCAGAUCAACACAGUGGAGCCCGAACAGGUGGACGAGUCGCAUCUAAACCACGCGAAUUGGGUCAUCUACAGUCAGCUUCUUGGUGUCUUGAGUGGACUCAUUUUCAACAGUGUACAAGCUAGAUUCUUUGUGGACCUCAAGGGUAUUGAUCUCCAGACGCUCGCCAUCAGAGGCCAGUAUACCAAAGACCUGGAGGCCCGAGGCGCGUUGCUCGUCCGUGGAAUGCGAUACAUUCAGGUCAAGUCACAUCCUCCUGAGGCGUGGGGCCAGACUUGCGACUUCAUGCUCUCUAUUGCGAAGCUGUUUACCAACGUUCACGGUCAAACGCUCAAAUACGCGUAUUGCCACGUCCUGCGCAAUCUGCUGCUGCGUAUUGCCUCCAAUCUAGCCACUCACCCCAAGCCCGAUCUCAAUGCCCCCAGAUGGAAGAAUAUUGUCGAAGCAUUGAAAGCAAGAUGCUCACUGUUGUUGAGCAAACCCAAACAUUGGCAUGAAGCUUUCCCACUAAUGUGCGCCAUCUUGUGCGUAUCACCAAACGAAAUAUUCACAGCCCAAUGGUCCUCGCUCGCACUAUCAUCACAAUCUCGCCUAAAGGAACGUGCAACUAGAGUAAUUGCUCUACGGGGGAUAUGUCAGCUUGUUUGGAGUUAUCUUCAUCGUACCACGACCGAUACCCCUGUGCUAGCUACACGCAAACUCGAAGACAUUAUCCGCAUGGUGUUCCAACCCGGACGACGGUCAUAUCUUUCGACUGAGCCUGCUAUUGCCGAACCAUUGAUACAACUGACCCGUAUCAUCGGUUACACCCACCAAGAUCUCUGUUUUAGAUCCAUUAUUUUCCCGCUGCUCAAUUCCGAGUUAUUCACUUCCGGGAAAGAACUACGCGUAGAACACCUGGAACCUGACCGUAUGGUAAUAGGCAUUCGUUCAUUUCUGGCAAUUAUGGCCGACCUGGAAAAUUCGGAUCGAGCUUCUCCGCCAUUUCCAGACGUUUUUGAGUCUUUGCCGAGUGUUGAUCUGCCCACGCUUCCAACAGCUACACGAAUGCCGCAAAACGUCUCGAUAAAGUCCUCGCUUUUGAAGGAAGAUAGGCUAUCUCGGCCUGUAGACUCGACAAAGCUUGCUCAAGUGGCCAAAGAGUACUAUUCGCGCUUCUGCAAGAUCUUGGGAGAAAUCACCAUCAUCUGCGAUAACGCUUUCGGUGGACAGGCUGCUUUGGAUGAAAAGUUCUCGAUUCAAACUCCCAAGACUCCCAUGGCCGAGGCUUUUAGCUUUGGCCGUCGCGAUGACCAUCAGACCUCUCUCGAUCCACGACAAGGUUUCUACGAUCUACUCCACGUUGCCGUUCAGGCAUUACCGCGGUGUCUGUCACAGCACAUAUCUAUCAAUUCACUCAUCAAUCUUCUCUGUACUGGAACGGCGCACGUGCAGAGCAAUAUUGCGAUUUCCUCGGCUCAAUCUCUCAAGUCCAUCGCCCGUCAGCAACACGCGCAACAGGUGACGAUCGGCUUCGCAAGAUUCAUCUUCAAUUUUGACGACAGAUAUGCCACCAUGUCCGACGGCGGUUUGUUGGGUCCCGGACACAUCGAGAGCACAUUGAAGCUUUACGUGGAACUGCUUCAAGUGUGGAUCGAAGAGAUCAAGCAAAAAACCAAAAAGGCAGCUUUGGACACCCCCGAUGAUGGGUCCGGGAGCAGAGGGACACAACUGGAUCUCUCCUCAGUAUGGGCGCAUGUGGAUGAAGUGGAGUCGCAUGGGCUAUUCUUUCUUUGCUCACCCUCGCGCCGCGUAAGAGCAUACGCGGUUACCGUUCUUCGCCUCAUCACCGAAUUCGAUACAGCCUUGGGUGGAUUGAAUACUCGAAUCAUCCGCGUCAUGGAAGGUAGCCCCCAGAAAGUAUUGGACAUUAGUGACGACAAGCUGUCUCUCGUCGAACGCAGCCGCUUGCAACGAGGGAUGCGCAAGAGCAACGUCCACAGCACGUUGGUGGAACUAUGUGGGAGCGAUGUGCCUUAUGACUCCACCCUGUGGUUUAAGAUUUUCCCCAACUUGAUACGAAUCAGCUUCGAGGUUUGUCCGUUCGCCGUGACACUGACACGCGAUAUUGUGUGUGCUCGGCUGGCUCAGAUGUAUAGAACGUUGGCUUCGCUCUCUGAAGGUCCCCGUCCAAGCCCCCACGCAGCUGAGGCGAAGGCCAGCGGUCGUUUAGCCACAACAUCUCCAGCAAUGAUCAUUGAACAGUGGAAGCUGUAUUUGAUUUUUGCAUUCUCCACCUUGACAACGCUCGGUCCUAGCAACCAAUCUGCACUCGGUCAAACAUCCAUACAUUCUAGAAAGAGUUCGAAAUCGUCCCAAAAGAGUUCAAAGGUGUACACUGCAAGCGAGUUGUUUGCGAAAGUUAUACCCUUUCUUUCGGCCGAUAGCCCGGCCAUAAGAGAUGCUGCUGUUGUCGGCCUCGGUUCGAUCAACAUCAACUUAUACAAAACUCUGCUAGAGUCUUUGCAGGGGCAUGCUGCAGCUUGCGCAGAAGAAGCGAAAAGCCGUCUGGGUACCCACACCCGUACUGCCAGCAGUCCCCGGUCCUCAAGAAUGGACCACAUGCGGAUCGAGAUUACACAUGUUUACAAGCUAGUGUCUCAAUUCCUCAAGUCGCCCGAAGCUUACAACGACGAUUGGAUCUUAAAUGAACUUGUCAACUAUACCAAAGACCUUCGGAUCUUCUUGAGCGAUCAAUCGGUCCAGCGUAGCCAGGAAUUUCAUAAGCUCCGUACCCAUUAUUGUGGGCUAGUUGAAGUGCUUUUUGAAGGUAUCAACAAAACCCAAGAUCCUCUGCAAUGGAUGCCUUUCCAAGCCCGUAAGGCAGCUUUCACCUUGAUGGAAGACUGGUGCGGCUAUUCAGCAAACCAGUCACAAGUGCGACAACAGCAGGAAGACAACAUGAGACGCUCUAUGCUAGACCGUGACAUGGAUGCUGCUAAACGUGAAAUCCUUAAACGAGAUCUGCGAAUAGCCGCCCUGAGUGCCAUGGCGACAUUGUGCGGUGGUCCAAUCAGCAUCACCACUGACAGCAAAGUCGUCCUUCAGUUCAACGUCCAGCGUAUGCUCUCUUGGAUCGAUGAAAUCUUCGAGACACCUAGUGAUCGGACACAUGCCAUUGGUAGGCGUGCUUUGACGAAUCUCAUCAUUCACAACCGCGAGCAUCCAUAUCUCCUUGAUCGUGCCAUUGAGAUGUGUUAUUUAUCCAAAUCGUCAAAGUCGUUGGAAAGCUAUUUCGAGGUCGUCACCCAAGUACUUACCGAGCGUGAAGACUAUAAGCUUCCGUAUUGGAAGGUCCUCAGUGCAGGGCUUUAUACCCUUGGGCACGAAAAUAAUGAACUCCGUAUGAAGACUGCGCGCCUACUUAGGACACUUGAAGCACGCGAGCAGAAGAACUCAAAAUUACAGGAUCUGGAUAUCAGUAUAUCGGAUAAGACCAUCGCCGUUUACAAGCUUGCACAAUUCGAGGCUUCCCGACGCCUUGCCAAACAGCACUCCGAGCUUGCAUUCCUUGUUUUCUCACAGUUCAGCUACUACUUCAAAGAGCUACAACCAGAUCAUCAGCGCAACAUGGUUGCUGCCAUGCUACCCUGGAUUCAGACAAUCGAGCUUCAGGUAAACCCAGACGGAGGGCCGACUGCCAACUCGUACAUGCUGUUGGUCAAUCUGUUCGAGAUCACAGUGCGUUGUGGCAGCGCUUUGCACAACGAGAUACAAGCCCUAUGGCAGGCACUGGCCACUGGCCCUUACGCCGGGAAUGUGCAGCUCAUCUUGAACUUCAUCAUCAACCUCUGCCUGGACAAGCGGGAGCAAAACUACGUCGAUUAUUCAAAACAAAUCGUUGUGCAUCUUUCAAGUACGCCGGCCGGACUGAAAGUCGUCGAGGCUUUGUUGUUACAGAUCAAUCCCAGAUCCAUGGUCCUAGAGAAACGUGAACCGACUCCCCCGCCUCCAGAUGCUAUCAAUCUUCCGUACCUUGCUGACCUUGGUGCCCUGCUACCUACCAGCAACAAACAAUCUGGAUUUGCUCUAGGUCAACUGUGUCUCAUUCUCUUAGUCGAUCUCAUGGUCUCCCCCGUUCAACUUGCAGGCGAGCACGUUCCACUCUUACUUCAAGUAAUUAUGAUAUUAUGGGAUCACUAUACACCAGUGGUUCAAGAUCAAGCGCGAGAGAUGCUUGUGCAUCUUAUCCACGAACUUGUCAUUUCGAAAAUCGAUGAGUACCCCACUGAUAUUGACAAACGAGCUAUUGAAGACUUUGUGGAAAGUGUUAGGCAACACGAUACUAAGGUCGUUUGGAACUACGAUGAUAAAAACGGCAAGGAUGCAGAAGAUGCAGGGAGCAAAGUGCCAGAAUCAAUGACAUACGUUGCUGGCGAAGUGCUCAAGUUCUUCUCACUCGCCUACCCUGGGUUGAGGGAGGCUUGGGGGAAAGUGGCACUCAACUGGGCAACUUCAUGUCCUGUUCGACACCUGGCUUGCCGAUCCUUCCAGCUUUUCCGUUGUAUACUGAGUUCGCUCGAUCAACAAAUGCUCUCCGACAUGUUGGCGCGUUUGUCCAACACGAUCUCGGAUGAGGAGAGUGAUAUACAAACAUUCUCCAUGGAAAUCCUCACCACCUUGCGAGCGAUCAUUGAAGCUUUGCAGCCGGAGGAUGUGAUACAAUAUCCGCAAUUGUUCUGGACUACCUGUGCAUGCCUGGACACCAUUCAUGAGGGCGAAUUCAUGGAGAGUAUGCUUAUGCUUGACAAACUCAUGGACAAGAUGAAUUUGGAUGAUCCUGCUGUCAUCCGCAUUCUGGAUGAAAACUGCCCCGAGAAGUGGGAGGGCCAAUUUGAAGGUCUUUCACAACUUAUCUACAAAGGUAUCCGAUCGAGCCUGUGUCUGGACCGGGCAUUGCGCUUGCUGGAACGACUGGUGGUGCUGCAAUCCAAUCGAAUAGUGGGUGACGAAACCCGCCUUCUCUAUACCACUCUUGCGAACAUGCCACGUUUCGUCCGAACCUUUGAUCACGUAGACAGAGAUGCUUCUGUCAUCGCCACAGCUGAGCUCCUCGCCGAUGUUGCGGAAGACCAUCACCUUAUGGACCUCAGAGACACAUUAGCGACAUUUGUGAAAAGGCAGCAUAGAAGUAGCAAGACCUUCAUCGAAGUGACCAUCAAUGCUGUACGCGCAUCCUUCCCUCCCGAAUCCGAUUUUGGAAGCCUUGUUUUUCUACUUGGUCUGCUAGCGAAUAAGCACGAUUGGAUCAAAAUCAACACAAUGGAAGUGCUUUUGUACUUCAUAGAAGGCCACGACACCCUGAAACCGGAAAUCGCCAGCAAAGGCCCAGAUCUUAUCUCCCCUCUUCUGCGACUUCUGCAAACCGAAUUCUGCCCUCAGGCUCUCCAGGUCUUGGAUUCAGUCAUGAACAUGACUACUGCUUCUAUGCCUCAGCCCGUGGAGAGAGCACACCUUCGCAUGAGUAUGGCUGGGUCACAAACAAGCCGAACUUUCAAGAAACAAUAUGAUAAGACCCAAUCGCUGUACGGAAUUCCCGAGGAAACCGGAUGGUCAAUACCUAUACCUGCUCAUCACAGCCAUCUGACCAGAGCUAAUGUACAUGCUGUAUUCUACACAUGCGGAGCCGCCGAAGAUGCCGACGUAGCUCAAGCCGCCACACCAAAGAUUGAAUUCCGUCACGAAGAAUUUCCAUUCAGUCCUAUAUCAGAUUACCGAACAGCUACCAUGACGUCAGAAGAUACUCGUGGUGACAGUCACAUUGGCGAGCUUGUUAUGAAACUUGAUAGCCUGGACGAUUUCUUCGAGGACGAUGAUGAUGUUGAGACCCUUGCUGAUCUUCCCAACGGUUCUGUAUACGGAAGCAGCCGGUAUGCCAGUACGGCCUAUUCUACCACGUCGUUAGACACACGCGAAACCCUCUAUGACCAACAAACGGCGCCGAUUCUGAAUAAAUCACUUGCUCGCAAUCCGAGCGUUACGUCAUUUCACUCUGGAUUCUCUGACACCAAGCUUUCUCCAGCCCGCGAUCCGGGGGUUAUGAACCCCGGCGCCUUUAACAGUUUCAGUUCCCACACCAACUUGCCUCUCCAUCCGCCCUCUCGACCCGGCUUGCACUCACGCUCUGUAACGUCUCCGUCCGCGCCCAACCAAUCUUCAGUCAGUCGCCUCUCCCCAGCCCUGUCCAACACGCUCGAAGAACACGACGAGCCUUUUUCAGAUGACGAGUUCGCCUUGCUUCGUUCCCCAACGGGCCUGAAUGGUGCCGAUAAAUCGGUGUCACUCGAGCAUAUGGUGAAUGGGCUGCGUCAAGACACCAGGAGUCGAAUCCGGAGUGGUAUGAGAAGACUGACUGGGAACAGCGGCGACGCAAAGGAGAAGGAAAAGAUCAAGCAGAAUCUACAGGCGCAGAGGAGCCCCCAGGUUCCUAAAGUGCCCGACAUUUACUUGGUACAUGACCAACAACAGAACCAGAAGAAUCCGAAGAGCGCCGACCUGUAGACAGAAUUACUCGCGACACUCAGGCGACACCAAUACUCCGAAAAAGAAUACUUCCACGAUUAUGAAAACUUUUCUCUUCGCAAUGCCUUUCUCGUCAUGAAUUGGGGGAAAGGCAAGGAAAAAAGCCCAUCACAACACGCGAAAAUUUCAAGAAGCAAACGACCAAAACCAAAUCUGGACACGACUUAUCCAUCUUUUUAUUUUAUUUAUUUCUGACCUUGUAUACUCGGCAUGAUCAUCAUCAUCGAGGGAUGAUGUGAUAUUGAAGAUCUUCGGGAAGAUCUGCAUACAUGGCGAGCAAUUUUCUUUCCUCUUCUGCUCAUCUGGGCUUGUUGGUUGAUGAUGGAUGGGAUAUGUAUGGCUUCAUAUUUCAAUGUAUGUAAUGUGCGCGUGUUAAAUAUGUAGAGAGAUACCAAUUCGUGUUUUAUUCUUUCGUUUCUUGAUUGAUUGGGAGCUAUAUAUGGGUAAAUGGAAAAGAUAGAUAAAAUUUUAAAAC
Messenger RNA from Periconia digitata, 8864 nucleotides. Lineage: Eukaryota; Fungi; Ascomycota; Dothideomycetes; Pleosporales; Periconiaceae. The record is from the annotation of a GenBank genome assembly.